Molecule: messenger RNA, 3911 nt
Organism: Panthera uncia (snow leopard)
Lineage: Eukaryota; Metazoa; Chordata; Mammalia; Carnivora; Felidae
Gene: CE1H16orf96
Product: chromosome E1 C16orf96 homolog
Exons: 17
Coding region: 296-3760 (1154 amino acids)
Source: RefSeq, a predicted model, not a curated record
UCUUAGAAGGGGUCAUGGGUCUUACAUAACUGAAGGGCUUGACAUGAAAGGCUGACUGUCCUUCUGUUCACUCAUCAACUUUUCAUUGAACGCCCACCGUGCCCCGCUCCAGGCCCCCGGAAGCACGCCGACCUGCCCACGUUCUUUGGUGUCCUAGCAACCAGAAGCUCUCACCUGAGCUCCGGCCAGCACAGAGGCCAUUUUCUCUCUGACCGCCAUGACCUGCAGCCUCCCUGGGCCUCUGAGGACCUGUCUGCACAGCUCGUGUGUCCCCUGAAAGCCACCACUUGUCCCCAUGGACACCCAGAAGCCCAGCCCAGCCUCCCCUCCUUGCAGAAUGAGCUUCUCGCUCACAUUCUCUGAGCUGGUCAACAUCGCCAUCCCGCAGUGCGGGGUGGUGAACUUCAAGGCCCUGCACCUCCUGCUCCAGGGCAUCCUGGAGCACAUCCACCUGGCUGAGCUCAAGAAGGUCCUCUCGGGAGACGAGGACUUUCUCCAAACCCCGCUGGCCGCGUUCAUGCCCCGGGAAGCAGACGCCCAGCCCAUCCUGCACCCCAUGAAGAGGCUCAGCAAUGUCUUUGACCACGUGGUGAGCCGCAUCGACAAGAUGGAGAGCCAGCUGGCCAUGCUGCAGGACCUGCCAUCCACUUCCCAGCUGCUGGAGGGCAGCCGGGGCAAGGGCAAGCCCGCCCAGGAUCUGUGGCACCUGAUAAAGCUCCGGAAGAUGGUGGAAAGCAAUGAAGAAGCCAUCGCAAAGUCCGUGAAGAUUCUGCAGGAUUUGCUCACUGACAUUUAUGCACUCAAGGUCUCCACUGAAACUCUCAGAAAGGAUAUGGACAAACUGAAGGACAUACUUGAAAAGAUGCACCCAGAAAGAAUGGAUACUUUCUUGGAGGAUCUGAGAGGACAGACCCAGAAGAUAAGUGUGCUGCAGAAGAAAGUGGUUUCUCUCCAGAGCAAGAUCCUCACCAUCCCCAAAGCUGAGGACGUGGUGCUCUGGAGCAGCCUCCAUGAAGCCAUGUUCAGCCCCGGAACUUUAACACAAGGAACCAGUUCACUACGGUUUGAUGAUUCGGAGCUGUUGCAGAUUGUGGAUCAGCCCCCAAAGACAGAUCAUCCCCAGACCACGGAGUACCCUGAAGCUGUUCGUCGUGUCCCGGUCUCAGGGGUCACCGAACGCCCCAGGUUACCGGAAUCUGCCUGGCAUUACGAAAUCCUGGAGGAGCUACAGGAGGAGGAAUCUGCCCAAGCUGUUCUACUCGCCGGGGCCCAGGGGCCGGGGCAGCCUCAAGUGCCCAAGCCUGGGUCUGAGCCCGAGCCUGAGCCUGGGCCCGAGCCUGGGUCUGCGCCCGAGCCUGAGCCUGGGGCCGAGCCUGGGUCUGCGCCCGAGCCUGAGCCUGGGCCCGAGCCUGGGUCUGCGCCCGAGCCUGGGCCUGGGCCCGAGCCUGGGUCUGCGCCCGAGCCUGGGCCUGGGCCCACGCGGAGGCCACAGUCUAAGCCCACUCCUGCACCAGGGCCUGUGCUGGGGCCUAGUCUGACACCUGGAUUCCCACUAGCACCUGGGCCUGCCCUCAGACCUGGGGCCGCCCUUGCCCCUGAGGCUGUCUCUGGGCCUGCACCUGCCCCAGGGUUUCAGCCCACACCACCAGCAGGCUGGCGUCUUCCCAGAGGCUGGUCCAGAGCUAGCAGUUGGCCUUCUGGGGUCUCGGGCUCCUUGCAGCUUGGCCCAGACCCAUCAGGCCUCCUGCCUGCACAGUCCCAGGGAUUCAGGGCCCCCCCACCAGCCAUGGAGUUUGGCUCCGCUUGGCCCUGUCCACUGUGGUCACAGUCCAGCCACGCACAGGUACAUCUGCUGCCGGCUGUCUCAGAAAAUCAAGAAGAAUAUUUAUCCCACGACAUGCCAGCUCCUCAGGCCAGGACCCCCAGGGCUGAGGACCCCAAAGCAGCACCCCCCAAGGCUCCCCCAUCUGCCCUUCAGCGGUUGAAGACCACCGCCACCAUUGCGGCUGCCGCCGCCGCCUCCUACGCAAAGGCCGCCACGUUGGCAGCCCGGCAAGCUGAGGCCGCCACCAAGGCCAUCAAAAACGCCCCGGCCACCAAGUUGGCCACCAUAGCAACAUCCGUGGCUGCAUCUGGGCCCCUAGGGGUCUUCGCAGACAUCCUGGGCGCGGGAUCUUCCCGUGGGGCCUUGGCCUCUGUGUCCUUGGCUGAGGACACCAAGGCAGAAGACUUGCAGGGGUACAGCGAAGUCUUCUAUCCCCCAUACUCUGCUGCCAGCAUCUCCCCCGGUAGGGCCUUGUCCCAGGCCAUGCUGGCUGCCCAGAAUGCCGUGACCACCGAGGACAAGAAGGAGGCUGUCAGGUACUCCAUGGGCCACAUAGCCCAGAUGCCCAUUAGACACGACUCCCUGAAAGAAGAUUUUGUACAGCUGUCGUCCAGCCUUCAGCAGCACUUGACUUAUCUAGCUAAUCUGGGAGCCUCUUCUAAGCUCGGCACGACAGUGGACGUACUGCAGGAAAAGAUUGGGAACCUCCAGAGAUCCAGGAUGAAGGAGGAGGAACUUGAAAGAAUUUGGGGCCACCAAAUAGAGAUAAUAAAGGAUCACCACCUCGUGCUGGACAGGGCAGUGGAAAAGCUCCAGACUCGCCUGGGUGACUUGAAGAUUGUCCAUGCUCAAAUUAAAAACCUCGAAAUGCACAAGGUGGACAAAAGUGUGAUGGAGCAGGAGCUGAAAGAGAAAGCCGACAGGAGCACCCUGGCAGGCAAGGCGAGCCGAGCUGACCUGGAGACGGUGGCCAUGGAGCUGAACGAGAUGAUUCAGAGCAUGCUCUUCAGGGUCGUGACCCACGAGAAUGACUGGAAGAAGACUGAGGAAAAGCUGAGCAAGGACCUGAGCACCAAGCUGGCCCACAGUGAUUUGGAUGACCUAAAGAAAGACGUGGAUGAGGUCUGGAAAAUAGUCAGGAAGCUGCUGAUUGAAGGCCUCCGAUUUGACCCUGACAGUGCUGCUGGCUUUAGGAAGAAACUGUUUGAGCGGGUGAAAUGCAUCUCCUGCGACCGGCCCGUGGAGAUGAUGACUGGCCCGCAACUCAUCACCAUCCGCAAAGCCCAUCUCCUCUCGCGGCUGCGCCCCGCCAGUGCCAACAGCUAUGAGUACCUGCAGCGGCAACGGAUGAGGGAACAGCAGCAGCUACAGCAGCUUCAGGAUCUUGAAGACCAGGACAGGAGUCUGGAUGCGCUGGGACCCCAGCAGGACUGGGGCGACGGCCCCGGCAAUGAUGCUAACCUCAAGUUCAAGUCCUAUGACUUGUCAACAUUCUACCCCUACGGGGACCCUGAGGUGUUGGACUAUGACACAGCCGAGGUGGACAUUCUGGGAGUGGACGGGAUCCUGUACAAGGGCCGAAUGAUCAACCAGGAUGGGGCACGGCCUUCGACGGGCGUGGAGAAGGAGCUGGCAGCUGUGAAGGUUCCGCAUCCCCCAACUCGAAGCCUGUAUGAUCGUGAACGCCCGAGUGCCUUGUUUGGUGCCAUCUACCCCCGCCUGCACCCCCGCAAGGGUGUGUGCUCAGCCACCUCGGGCUCCCAGCCUCCGAUGCCAGCUCGGCCUCCAUCGCUGCCGCCCCUGCCCCUGCUGCCGCCACUGACGCCAUCCCAGGGGGACCCCCAGCAGGUCCCGCGGCCUGCCCGGCACACACGGCCUCUGCGCCUCGAGUCCCGAGCCGGCACGCAGCCUGCCAGCCCGACUGUGUCUAAAUGAGGCCAAGCUUUUCCUGACCCAGGUGACUUACCUGUCCCAGACACCUUGAGGGGCACCGGCUGGUGCAGUCCUGGACCCUGCACCCAUCCCCGUAUCACAGAUGAGUAUUUUUGGCACGUUCUCCCCAUAAUAAAAUCUUUCACUUUUUUGA